This is a messenger RNA of Myripristis murdjan (pinecone soldierfish), 1012 nucleotides long. It is a transcript of the gene armc7, whose product is annotated as armadillo repeat containing 7. The coding region runs from base 117 to 695 and encodes 192 amino acids. NCBI's taxonomy places the organism in Eukaryota, Metazoa, Chordata, Actinopteri, Holocentriformes, Holocentridae. The transcript is spliced from 4 exons. The record is from RefSeq and is a predicted model, not a curated record. Gene Ontology annotation, molecular function: protein binding.
UACUUCCGUUCCCCCGUGUUAUGAAACCAAAUGAACCACACUUCUAAGACGUUUUGGACAUAGAGGUCUGCAUCCUGCUGGGAGAGACUAAAGUGAACAUUGAACUCUUGAUAAAAAUGUCAAAGAAAGGCUCGUCGGAGGGCUCGGACCGCUUUGAAUAUUUACAAACCCUGGUGACUGAGUUUCAGGACACAGACAGUGAAGAUGCCAAGGAGCAAGUGCUGGCUAACCUGGCCAAUUUUGCAUAUGACCCAAAGAACAUGGAGGCGCUGAGGGAGCUGCAGGUGCCCGACCUCUUCCUGGACAUGCUCACCGAGGAGAAUGAGAACUUUGUGGAGUUUGGCAUGGGCGGGUUGUGCAACCUCAGUAUGGACCGGGAGUGUCGGGACCUCAUCCUGCAGAGCGGUGGGAUCCCCCUGGUCACAAACUGUCUGUCAAGCCGGAGGGAGGAGACUGUGCUGUCAGCCAUCACGACGCUUAUGAACCUCACCACGGCCGCAUCGCGUUCGGAGAUCACAGAUCCAGCCAUACUGCAGUGCAUGCUGCGCUUCUCCCUGUCAGAAAGCCCCCGCCUUCGCAACCUGGCCACCGUGUUCCUGCAGGACUGCUGCACGGAGGCGCAGGUGGCCAGCGCUGAGCAGCAGAUGCAGGGGCGGCAUCAGACAGCACUCGGGAUCCCACUGCCCAAGGACUAGGUGGCUGAAACUGUGGAGCACAGGUACAGCCGAGGAUAUCAUGAGGGAGUUUUUUUCUCUUUUUUGUAGAUAUGGAUGAGCCUUCUCUCUAUGAGAGUUUAUGAUUUAUUUUUAAAGCUGACUCAUAGGAUUCAGAAUAUAUUAUAAGACAUCUUUUUACCAUAUUUCUGUCAACUCUCAAUAAAAGUAGUAGUUUUGUAUGGAGCUGUUGAUGUCAAAUGCUGGUAAUACAUAUCAGGUGUGAUGUCCAUACCUCCAGUUACUUAAAACACAAGUAAAAGACUGAAACAGAAGUUUGAAAAGUUCUCCCUCUCUCA